This is a messenger RNA of Cryphonectria parasitica EP155, 3795 nucleotides long. RefSeq lists its product as uncharacterized. The coding region runs from base 1 to 3795 and encodes 1264 amino acids. NCBI's taxonomy places the organism in Eukaryota, Fungi, Ascomycota, Sordariomycetes, Diaporthales, Cryphonectriaceae. The transcript has 2 exons. The record is from RefSeq and is a predicted model, not a curated record.
AUGACGGAAUACGAUGCCAGUCAUCAACAGAACGACCUGUUACGGCCCCCUGGACAUCGAUACCCCUCGCCGUCUACCUCCCGUGGUCAAGAUCGCCAUGACGCUCUGGGCAGUCUAGAGACCGGGGGAUCGAGCCAUUCUGGCAGCCUUAUAAACAGCACCUGGACGACCGACGCAACCCUCGCCCAGCGACCCUCCCACGAUGGCUCACUCCCCGAUGCCCACUCGAACGAACGCCGUGCGAGGGAUCACAGGAGCUCUCGCCGCCAGAACAAACCGCAGUCGCACAAGCACAAGUCGACCGGCGCCUUCCUCCUCUCCGACCCCUUUGACGAGCCAGGUGCAGAUGACCUUCGUCCCCGCAAGAACAGAGGCCGAAGUACGGGGGACAAGAACAAGGACAAGGAGACGACGCCAAGACAUAGCCAUGAGCAUGCGCCAGGUACGAGACAGUCAGGAGUCGGCCUGGGUCUGCCUUCAGAUCUCAAGAAGGGAAACGGCUCUGCAGCACAGUCACCAGGCACGCCGCCCAGGCACCUAGGCACGGACAGGAGGUCGGCGGAGCUGCUGCAGGUCAGUCCUGGCAUGGGUUCCUCGCACUCGUCGCCAUCUUCUGUGGACAUGGACUCAACACAAAUCGUGAGCAUGGCGUUGAACCUGAGUGAGGGUAGGCGUCUGGCGCAGAGGAGGAUCUUGUCUCAAACCUUGCCUCCCAGGCUCGCGCCUUUGCCUACCGAUAAUACCGUGGCCGGCACCCUGAGACAGCAGCUACAGCAGCAGAGGAGGGUGUCAAGAACGGCGUCUCCGGGCCACGAAAAGGGAUCUGGCGGGCGAGCAGUCUCGAGCGGGAAGUCGGCUGCCGCGCUGCAGCCAGCCUUUGAGCCUGCGGCCACCGAGGGCAGCUACCAGUACAACUUUUCGAGUUCGACCUGGGCAAGGGCGCAGAAGGCCAAGGACUACAUGGAACUUCUUGCGCAGUACCGUCGGGUUCUCGAUUUGCUACCGCCACUCAAGCCGAACUCGCUCUCCAAGGUUCCGACCAGCGAGCUUUCGCCUUCUAUGCCCAUGAGUCUGGACACCGUCAAUGCCACGGGCCAGAUAGGUCGUCCAUACGACCCCCUGCAGUACGUCAGAAAUCGAAAGGUCAGGGCGCGGGAGAGGCAGACCAUCGAUGGUGAGAGCCAGGGCUUCGGCGACGUGAGCAGGGUCACAGACUGGGUCGACGACGUCGCCAAAUGGGUUGCGACUCGCCAGAUUCGUACACCAGGAAGUGCAGCUCUGCCUCCGUUCUCCGGCGCAGAUGUAUUCUCCAUGGACACUUCGCCAUCUACCCACGUUUCUCGAUCGGCAGCUCCGAUCGUAAAACCGAAGCGACCCCGGAAUGACUGGAUGAUUGAGCCUGCAGACAUGCUAGCAGAUAUCUACUGGCUCGAACAAGAUGACCACAAACGACUGGUCGAGGAUCGUCACUGGCGGCGCGUCUUUCCUCAGGACGCUGACCUAUAUCGACCAUUAUCGCGCUCUACGAAUGAUGCGUCACCAGCGCUCGGGCUCACAUCCUCACCGGCCCAACAGGCUAUUGAAACGGAGCAAUUCUCUGGGAGACCCCUCAGCGACGUUAAGAUGUACAAAGGGGAAUCCGAGCAGGUUCCGAGCAGCACACGUGGGAAGGCCCGCCAGAAGUUGCAGGAGAUUAGAGGAUUGCAUCGCCACAGCGCCGCGCAUGGUGACAAGCACCACCACCACCACAGCCGUCUCCGAGGCCGGAGUGAUUCUACGUCAAGCUCUUCCAACUCGGACAGCCAGGAUCGCAGCCGGAAGAGCAUGUCUGGAGACACAGGCAGAGACAUACUGGAGAAGCAAAUGAUGGAGAUGAUGGCCCGAGAGGCGCAAGAGACCAAAGAAGAUGAUUUAAAACUUGCGCAGGAGCCGGAGCUCAGACGGCUGAGGACCCAGCCAUCGGAUAUCAUUAGCCAAUCCCAAAUCACCACUCCACCGGACUCAACGGCCGUCAGCCGUCAGCACAGUCGCAGGGGAUCUCGAAUCGAUACCAGCGACGCCGACGAAAAGAAGUUUGUUGUUGGAUCGGGCGCAGGCUCUCCUCCGCGUCUUGGCCGAGAGAGCUUGGAAGUGCCUCCGUUUCAACGGGGACGGAGGAUGUCCAUUGGAUCCGAGUCCUCUGCUCCAAACUCACCUGACAUUCGAGCCUCGCGCCGGGACAACUACUUCAUCCCUGCCAUUGGUGCGGAUCUAUCACCAGCCUCUAGUCGGGCUGGCUCGCCUUCGAGAAAUCCACUGUCGAGGGUCAAACAGAUCUUCCGCGAUCGCAGUCGAGACCGAGCUCCAGAGCGCUACCACGAAGCCUUGUCGAGCGAGAAGGAGAGCUCUGCGGAGCUUGUGUCUUCAAACCCGCCUAGCAGGAUAUCCAGCCCUCCUGAACUGUUCGACAGGUGGCAAACGCACUCCAGGACCAACUCUGUCGGGCCAGACGUGAAGCUUACCACACGUACCACUGGAGACAGUCACAAGUCUCAUCGCAAGUCCAACAGUAUUCGACUGGAUCCAGGAUCUGGUCUACGAAGCCUCUUCAAAGGGCCUCGCAUCGACAGCGUCUUGAAAUCCGGGGUUUCGAGGAUGAGCGAGUUACUGUGGAAGAAGGAAUCGGAAGCAGAGGACUCGGACUCUUCAACCUCGCUGUCGGGUGAAUCAGACGAUGAAACCCGCGGUAGGCGCAGGCACCCGAACUCGCUGUCUCCCACACCUUCUUUGAGGGGAUUGCCCGGCCAGAUGAAGCAUGAGAAGCAUUACUUGGAUGUCAUGCCACCUUUUGUUUCUUCGUCAGAACAAAGAGGCAACGACCACAGUCGCAGUGACUCUCUUUUUGCGCCGCUCUCGAAGCCGACCAGCAAUCGGUCUACUCGCUUCGAGAUAUUAAAACCACCGCGCAUCGACAUAUCCAUGGCUUCCGACACGGCUGAUCCAGGAGACCAUGCAGUGGAUGGUCUGGACUCGGAAGCACGUGUAGACCGCAUUCGCGAGGUUCAAAGUGCCGGAGACAGACGGCCGAGCCUCUCGAUACGCCCGCCUAAUGGGCGUGAGAAGAGCUUCUCAACUGAGCAUACUCCGAUCUCGAGACGCGAGGUCGCCCGCCUUCGCGCCAUGGUCCUCAGCUCUGGCGUCAUGGCCAUGGAAAUAUCCCGCCGAGCCCACCGGCCUACGAUCUUGACGCCCAACGCUUCCAACGACAACGCCCAAGUCCUCGAGGCCCUCGGAAACAAGGUCUCCUGGCCCGAGAUCGCCUCCCUGGCCCCUGAUGACCAACGCGACGAGCUUCUCUCCGAGCCUGUCUCCCAGGCCGAUCUCUUUCCAGUGACAGCUGACGUCCUCCGCACCGCGAUCCGCUCCUCGCGCGAGAGCUGGAAGUCUGAGGCGGAGGCCUUCAAGCACCACACACGGGCUGAACUGAUUGAAGGCCGCAUCGAGUCCCUCCGCGCGCGCAUCCAGCUCGACCUGAGCUCCAUGACGCGCGCCGCUGCAGAGGAGGCGGACGAGGUGGGCGGAGACCUGGUGGAUGGGCAGAGGCUCAAGGUGAAGGUCGUUGUGGACGGCAUCGAUAAGCUCUCUCGACGGCGGCGGCGGCGUUUCCGCUGGGUUAGGCGCGCGGGCUGGCUGGCGGUCGAAUGGGCGCUCGUCGGGUUCAUGUGGUACGUUUGGUUCGUGGUGAUGAUCGCGCGGAUCGUCCUGGGCAUUGGCAGGGGUUUCGUUGGAGGAGUAAGGUGGUUGCUGUGGUUGUGA